UCUGAGCCACAAAUCAAGAGAGAAAAAAAAAAAAAAAAACAAAUUAUUAGUUUUGUGAAAGAUUAGCUAAAUUAUUAUUUUCGUAACUAAAUAAUGGCAUCGUCUUCGUCCAAUGAAUUGCCCGAAAGAGCGGAGCAGUUAAAACUGGACACCAACCCGAAAACGGUCACCAAAGCCACGGAAAUCCUGAAACCCCUUCCCAGCGAAGCGGUCGAGAAGAAUCUGGACAAUGUCCUCGAGGCGGUCAAAACCGUGGACCAGACGUGCGAUUUCAAGCGGUGCAAGCAGAAAACCAACAUGAUGGGCAGCGACUGUGGCUUCUGCAAGCAACGGUACUGCUUCAAGCACGGUCUGCCGGAGAUUCACGGUUGUGGGGAAGCGGUCAAGCGACAGGAACGGGAGGAAUUCAUGCAUCCCCUGCCGGCCAAGACGGUUCAAGCGCAGGAAGAUUUGAAGAAAGCACACAGCCGUCUGGAUCAGAAGCUGAAACAGAUGAACCUGGGCCGGAAAGCCAAACCGACGGGGACUUCGUCUAGCAAAAAGAAGGGAAAGUCUUAGGAUUAUUAAUUAGACGCUCGAAUUAGGAUUUCUUUUAUUUCAAAUACUUGGGACACAUCUAAAAUACACAAUGUUCGUUACAUGAGUAAACUAAA
Aedes aegypti (yellow fever mosquito) is the source of this 653-nucleotide messenger RNA. Its product is annotated as DNA-binding protein SMUBP-2. Lineage: Eukaryota; Metazoa; Arthropoda; Insecta; Diptera; Culicidae. The record is from RefSeq and is a predicted model, not a curated record. Gene Ontology annotation, molecular function: zinc ion binding. The transcript has a single exon. Bases 94 to 558 code for a protein of 154 amino acids.